Coffea eugenioides is the source of this 962-nucleotide messenger RNA. RefSeq names its product ferredoxin C 1, chloroplastic. Gene Ontology annotation, molecular function: 2 iron, 2 sulfur cluster binding; electron transfer activity. The transcript has a single exon. Lineage: Eukaryota; Viridiplantae; Streptophyta; Magnoliopsida; Gentianales; Rubiaceae. Gene Ontology annotation, biological process: electron transport chain. The record is from RefSeq and is a predicted model, not a curated record. Bases 189 to 638 code for a protein of 149 amino acids.
CAGGUACAAAAUUGUACACCCGGUUCCAUUCACCACAUCUGCCUAGAAAGUGUAACGAGAAGUCUUAUUAGCCUAAACCAUCCUGAAAAAAUUCGAUCAGGAAUCAAAACCUUAUCCUCUUAAACGCCAACCACAUCCUUUGUUUGCACUCAAAAGGGCUCCUAAGAUUUCAUCAACCAGAGCAGAACAUGGCAACACUUCAAUUUACAACAUCUCCUUCCUUCAAUCUCAUUAAACCAAGAAAUCAAGCCAAUGUUCCUGCUUUGCAAUUGCACGGCCUCUGGUCAAGACCAAGGUUGAAUCGCCACCUGUCGUGCACUGCCAGGUCUUACAAAGUUUCAAUUGAGCACGAAGGUAAAACAACUGAGCUAGAGGUUGAACCUGAUGAGACAAUUCUAUCCAAGGCAUUGGAUAAUGGCUUGCCUGUGCCACAUGACUGCAAGCUUGGGGUGUGCAUGACUUGCCCAGCUCAACUUCUCAGUGGAACAGUUGAUCAAAGUGAAGGAAUGCUCAGCGAUGAUGUUGUGGAGCGUGGAUAUGCAUUACUCUGUGCAUCUUAUCCAAGAUCAGAUUGUAAAAUUCGGACUAUACCGGAGGAAGAGUUGCUCUCUCUGCAGCUAGCAACAGCCAAUGACUAAAGCUCACGUCCGAUACCUGUUCCAUUUUCGAGUGUUAGUGUAGAACGAGAAUUUUUGCUGCUACAAUUUGGUACUGACAAAAGUACUUUCUUUCUUCGUGGUCUCAUUCCUGUCUCCUGUUUAAAUCUACUGCAAAGAUUGAGUUAUGGUAAUCUACCAUACUGUUGGGCAUAAGAAUGUAAAGUACUGAUUUGCUGAAUGACCGAUAUAUAAAUCAUCUGAUAGUAUAAUUACGGGGUUAUGUUCAACGCAUUUCUUGGAAGCAUGAUGUUCUGAAGUUUUCACUGAAACAGGGAGAAAGAAAGCCGGAUCUUCUGGAGCUGA